Messenger RNA from Asterias rubens (European starfish), 2820 nucleotides. Its product is annotated as FMRFamide-like neuropeptides 3. The record is from RefSeq and is a predicted model, not a curated record. Lineage: Eukaryota; Metazoa; Echinodermata; Asteroidea; Forcipulatida; Asteriidae. The transcript has 3 exons. Bases 229 to 933 code for a protein of 234 amino acids.
CGACAGUGACUUGGUUUUACUUGUUAUGAUGCCGGUAUUAAAAUCAAUGGGAUCACCUGCUAGUCUUUAGUCUCGCUGGAAUAAAAGUCUUCAACAUCUAAACGCAGACGAGUAAAGGUAUCUUUUUUUACUUUACUCUUCCGUAUUCUCAGAUAACGACGGGAAAAAGUCAAGAUAAUUUCACGUACACAACUCUUCAGAAGAAGAACGGAAGCAAGAAAGGAUAAGAUGAUGGUGCGAUUCGUAGCCUUACUCGGGGCAGUCAGCCUACUGGUAUGUCAAUCUGCAGGACUUGAUGCCGCAGACGUCGAGGAACAAGACGAGUUCAACAAACCCUAUGCUCCUGACAGUUCGUAUGCGGAUUUAAAUGCACUUUUGGGCAACAAUGUGCCAAGUCUACACAGCGCCUCCAAGCGUCAACAAAGUGACAGGGAGCGUGAGGUUGAAGCAGCCCAGACGCAAUUUUACCCGUAUGGAAGAAGAACUGAUCCCAGGAAAGCGUCUGGUGGAUUCACCUUUGGCAAGAGAGGGCAGUAUUUUAUCCCCAUUCCGUACGAGAAACGAGAGAUGGAUGAGGUGAACCCGUACAGCGUAGCUAAGCGCGACGACGAGCUGACCGGACUAGAGGAGUACCAAGCUAGCAAGAGGUCAGGUCCUUAUUCCUUUAACAGCGGGCUGACCUUUGGCAAGAGGGAACCCGAGAAGAGGAACAUAUUCGGAUCUUAUGACUUCGGGAAGCGGGCUUACGGCAACAAUUUCAGCUUCGGCAAGCGAGGCAUGGGAGUGUCCAGUUUUAGCUUUGGCAAACGAUCCGGACUUGAGGGUGAACAAAUGAUGCCGGAAGACAAACGGGCGUUCGGAGACUUUUCCUUCGGCAAGCGCAAUAAUGGUCUGUCCAGCUUCACAUUCGGCAAGCGAGAGGGUGAACGAUAGAACACGAGAGGGCGCCAUACUGUCUACAAUGUGAUAAUUAUAGUAUCUUAAUUAUUUCAAAACCAUACUUGAUAAGAAAUAACUGCUUGCGUUUUGAGUUAAAACAUCAGUUCCAAGUAUACAAACAAAUUUUAAAUAACAUUGUUUAAAGCACGGAUUUUGAAUUAAAAUGAAACGAUAACGCAAAAGUGUGUAAAUAUAAGCAUAGUAAGCUAUCAACAUCUAGAAUUAUGGAAGAUAUUUCAAGAUACUAAAACUUGGAAGCUUUAGUUAAUUUUAGAUCUGGUUGAGAUUCAAGUCUUCUUUUCUAGAUUUUGUUUCCAGCCAGGGCUUUUACUAUCCUUAACGUUUGGGGAAAUUGCCAGGGUUGUGGUCACCUUGUUAAGGUCCUAAACAACACAUUUUUUGUUAGUAAAAAAUUACCCAAUUAAGACAAUUCAUGAGUAAGCGACAAAAACUUAAUAAUUUAGCAUAUUUGCUUACGUUAGUUACUACAACAAUAAUUGAAACUUUCUUAAACACGGUUUUUCUAGUAUGCUUUCCUGGUCAGCAAUUAACUUGUAGAUGUUUUUCAAAUACUAUGAAUUCAUAUCUACGUAGAAAUCUUAAAGAUGUUUUCUGUGAUUAAGUUUAGAACAACCUUAGCCAACAAUCUCCCGGAAUCUUACUGCGCAUGCUUACUAAUCACAAUAUGAAUGCUGCCACCUUGCGACCAAAUGAGUCCAACCCGUUUGGACCAGUCAACUCUGAAUGUAAAUUAGAACCAUUACCAAUAAUUAUUCUUACAAAAUCAACCAUUCUAAAGAAAAUAUGUUAAUGAAGAAAAGUCAAAAGCGAUAUCUCGUUGCAAUUUCUUGCAUGGAGUAGUUUUUUCAUUCAUUAUAUUGUGUACCUCAUACAUUAAUAAUCGUUAAAUUUACUUUUAAUAACUUAUACAAAAACAUUGAAUUUUAGAGAAAUUAAUACAUUACACUAUUGACAAAUGGAAUUCGUACUUACGAAUAGGGACAAGCUCUUUACCAGAUAGAAUUAACAAUAGAUGCGAUCCUAUAAUUAAUUAAAUAAUUUAAGGAAAAGUACAUACAAGUUUCCCAAACCAAUAGAGUUAGGUUGUUUUUAUUAGUGUAAUUUGGAGGAAAAGGCGGUUUCCAAGGGAAUAGUGUCCCUCUGUGAAUUUGCUUAUAGGAAAUUAACAUGGGCUGGAGGAGAAUAUUCAAAAGAGGGUGCUAUCAGAAGAAGUUUAUACACAGUUCGCUGAAUGCAAAGAUAUCAUACCCUGUCGCAGAGGAACCGUGGUUGAGUACGAUAAAGUAUAACAUUUUAAUUUAGCCUUUUUUCAUAAGGCGUAAGAUAUUUUCUUCCAAGGUAAAAAAAUAAACAGCCCCCUGGUAUCCUACCGGUGUCUACAAAGCAGGUGAUCAACAGGGUGUACCAGCCAAGCUUCAAACUGUUCCCUUUUGGGUCACUCUUGUGGAUUCCAUGAGUACAUGAUAAUAUGACCAAGGUCAGGGGGAUGGCUCAGUGAGCUAUUAUUCCCAACCGCUUCGAUAACUUUAUAUCAUCAGCUCACAGUCAAUACAGCUACAGAAAUGGGUCUGAAAGAAAACACCAGGUGGACUGAAUAUCAAAGCGGGCAUGCAGUGAACACCAGGUGGGCCUACUGGGGCCGUUUUUACCAUGGGAGAAAGAUCUCAGGCCUAGUGAUUUUGUGUUUGAGUGUUACCGGAAACAAUCCACAUCUGAUUUAUUGAAAUUUGUUAAAUUUCUCGUGUUUCUUUUUUUGGGGAGUGAGGUUUUUUGACUUCAAGAAUUGCGAUUAUAAUUGUUUCUGUUGCGGAGACUGAAAUUAAACGUAACAAAAACAUUUGUUCACAACUUAUGUUGAGA